AUGCACGAAGAAUGGUUACCUCUGGCCCCAUUGUUCUUGCGAAGACUCAUAGAACGUUGGAAGCCGGUAGACAAAGAAGACAAGUGCAAAUGUGGUGGAAUAUUGGCCUGGCGUUGUCGAACGUGCUUGGGUCUACCAACGUUCUGUUCCAAGUGCUGCAGGCAGGCACAUCUCCACCUAGUGCACCACCGCGUUGAUGUGUGGGAUGCCGAUCAUUGGCGGCGUGCAUCGCUAUUUGAUCUUCGGAUGCAGGUACAUUGCGGUCAUGAUGGCGAGUUAUGUCCGAACCUCACUGCGCAACCUCCUGGGUCCGAUGAAGAGGAGACGGUAGUCGACGAAGAUGCCGGCAUUGGGUCCAAUGCCGGUGAUAUUAACCACGACCCUGCCGGCAAUGCCACCAACACCGCCCCACCGAACAUACCCAUCUACCGAGGGGAGCGCAUUCUCACGGUGGUACACACCACUGGCAUUCAACGCCUGGCGUUCACAUUCUGCAAGUGCGCAAAUGCAGAUUCCGAGGCUGAGCAACUUCUGCUUCGCGGAUUUUAUCCAGCGUCGGUGAAGCGUCCAGUCACGGUGUUCACAUUUGCUUGCCUCGACGACUUCCUCCUGACAAAUCAGCAAUGCAAAACGUCUCCAUGGAACUAUCACAUGAAGCUCUGUCGCGCGACCGAUGGGGCAUUUUGGGGCUCUGUCCAGCUGGGCUACAAGGCUCUCCUCCGCACGUCCAGGCAAUACCGAGUGCUGAAGUGGAAACUUCACGCAGGCAUCGGUCAUGAGGAACCGAGUACCGAGAUGAGGCCUGGUAGAUUAGCAAUAACCUGUUCUGCUUGUCCCCGACCGGGCUUCAACACACCCCCUGGCUGGGCCGGGAGUGCCGAAGCCCGCGAAUAUCCUGCAUCAACGGCACACGACGGCAGCUUUAACUUGGAGCACAUGGUUAUGAAAAACCCGGAAGACGAUCUACAGUUCGUUUCGGGUGAACUGUACACUGUCGACCCAGGACCGUUUGAUGCACAUUUGGAGGACGCACUUACAAGGGCAAAAGAUGAGCGGGUUGCCGCAACAUGCAACGAGCACCGAGCCACCAAAGAGUCCCUUGGGGGCAAGGCGCAUCUGGAUGCAACAGGAAUUGGUGCCUCUGCCUGCUCGAGGCAUGGAUUCUUCAUUCCUCACACGGUCGUGGACUUUCAGCGCGGUGAAGCCCAACGGAACAUGGACUACUCGGUACACUGGGCAUGGAAGUGGUUCGCCGGCUACACAACUUUUGUCCUCAUCUACGACAUCGCCUGUCAGUACCACAUCAACGCGCGCAAACGAUUCGAAGCAUCUCCGUUCCUUCAGUGGCCCAUUGCCGCUACUUUCUUUUGGGCUAUCGGCCAAUUCCACGUUCACGGCCAUCAAAAUCGGUGUUAUGCUCGGCAUUCGCUGAGCUUCGUCCCCAACGUCGGGCACCAAGACGGUGAAGUGGUCGAAACCUUGUGGAAACCAUUGAAUUUUAUCAAGGAUAGUAUUCGUGGGAUGGCUACUUCGCAUCGCAAAGAGGUUAUCGACGCUCAUAUGCAAGAUUCUAAUUGGAUGAAGCUCUGUCGUCUCCCAAAAUCACUUGUCGACAAGUGGAAGGAAUCAGUGGAAGAGUACACUGCAGCAAAAAAGGCCUUUGAAGACAUCGACCGUGUUGCUAAUGAGGAAGAGCGCGCCCAAUGGAAACAAGAGAUCCUCGAUGCGCGAGAGGCACGCAAAACCGAUCCCUCCGCCAUGGACAUUUUUACACCAAAAAAAAUCAAACCGGCGAACAAGACGCAAGUCAGGACGGCUCUCUUGAACGGUGACACAACGCACAUUGUAUCACUCGAGAGCCCGAUCUCAGUGGACCUCCUUGCGUGGCUCUCUUUGGGAAUCGGCAUAGACCGCCAGAGGGUGGUCAUUGCUCGAUUGGUUCGGGACCUUCGGCAGAGCUCGACUGACAAGGCGAAACUGACGAUUUCCGAGAAGAGGCAACGGCUGUCAUCGGACAUUCGGUCGUUCAAUACCGAAGCUGCAAAGCAUCUCCGUAACGCCCCUCCAAGGCUGGUCGAUGGCCCCGGCGAUCUUGGCGAAGAAUGGGAUUCCCUGGAAGACUACGGGACUGACGCAUCAGCCCCUGCGCCACAGGCAACUGAAUCCGGCAGUCCGGAACAACUUCCCAUUCUCAUGCCGUCAUCACUUGGUAUUCGGUAUUGCAAGGAUCAUGGUCUGGUGGACGUCGUCUAUGCAGAGCGAGAACUCCGGAAAGGAGAGAUGAAUGAAUGUCUCUCCGGCGUUCGCGACGGGAUCGACACCAAAUCCUACCUUUACUAUGCUCGAGUUCGCAACGCCACUUCCGUCCGCACAUCGCUCCGGUCCUUUAGCGAGAUUCGGACGGUCGACCACUCGGUAGCGAAGUAUGUCCGGCUCUACAUGCUCUCUCGCACCACGCUCGCUGCCCUGUACGACCCGAACGACCCUGAAGAUGUCAAGAAGAAAACGGAUGAUCUAGCCAUCUACAAGCCCAUCACGAAGUCCGAUCUCACUGUCAACACCACGAUCCUGGAAGCAACGACCAGGGGUGCUCGCAACAAACACCCUUCAUGGAUUUGGACGUUCACCGGAACAUCGGAAGAGGGUUCCACCUUCUACAAUGAUGAAAGUAAGUUGCUCCGCUCGCGGGGUUAUGAGCGAAAGGACCGUUGGUGGGAGAACCUGAAGGCGCUCGACCUGGAGAUGCUUUGUGUGGUGCUGGAUUUUGCACGCCUGAAGGAGAAUUGGUUCGGCCGUGCCGUUUUCACGGCAGAUUCACCCGGCCAUAAGUGUUAUGCUAACGGUCAAGCUCGAAUGUGGGAGCGAAAGGAGAAGCAGAGCGCAGAAAUGUUUCGCAACGUGCGUCGCGCGCAUCCCAAACCUCUCCAGUAG
Messenger RNA from Epithele typhae, 2931 nucleotides. RefSeq lists its product as uncharacterized. The transcript is spliced from 10 exons. The record is from RefSeq and is a predicted model, not a curated record. The coding region runs from base 1 to 2931 and encodes 976 amino acids. Lineage: Eukaryota; Fungi; Basidiomycota; Agaricomycetes; Polyporales; Epitheliaceae.